AUGGCCAUCCAAAGAGUCUACAGGAUCGGUGUAGACGUCGGCGGCACUAACACUGACUGUGUGAUUCUUCACCCCGGCGAAGCUGACCAGCCUGAUCGUGGCAUUCGCACCGCCUUCAAGACCCCAACGACCCCCAACGUGACCGAAGGCAUUGCCAAAGCCGUCCAGGGAGCCAUCUCGCAAUGCGGCAUUUCGCUGGCCGCCGUGUCGGCCGUCAUGAUUGGCACCACGCACUUUAUCAACGCCGUCGUGCAAGCCGAUGACCGGAACUUGAGAAAGGUGGCCGUCUUCCGAGUGUGCGGCCCUUACACGCAGGAAAACCCGGCGUUUAUGGAUUUCCCUCCCAUCCUGGCGCGCAUCAUGAAUGGCCAUGUCGCGUAUUUGGACGGAGGUCUAGAAUUCGACACGCGCGAGAUCAUGCCUCUGGACGAAGCGCAGAUCCGUCGCGAGUGCCAGGCUGUGAAAGCGAAGGGCAUCACGGACGUAGCUGUGGUCGGCGUCUUCUCGCCGCUGGAUCUCGCCGGCAAACAGGAAGCCAGAGUGAAGCAGAUCAUCUUGGAAGAGAUUCCGGGGGCAGACGUGGUCUUGUCUCGAGAAAUCGGACAACUCGGAUAUCUCGAGCGCGAAAACGCUACCAUCCUCAACACGUCCAUCCUCAAGUUUGCGCGGAAAACCAUCCGGGGCUUCAAGCGGGCCAUGCGGUCCCUCGGCCUAUCGUGUCCCCUGUACCUCACGCAGAACGACGGUACCAUCAUCGACGCCGACUCGGCCGAAAAGUGUCCCAUCAAGACCUUUUCCAGUGGACCGACGAACUCCAUGUCCGGUGCUGCGUACCUGGCGGGACUGGACACCGCCAAAGGACGCAUUCCAAAUGCUCAAGUGAUUGUCGCUGAUGUGGGCGGGACGACUACUGAUGUCUGCGCACUUCUACCAUCUGGCUUUCCUCGUCAAGCAGGCACAUGGGUCGAGAUUGGAGGCGUCCGCAGCGCCUUUCCUAUGCCCGAAGUUCUCUCCAUCGCACUGGGCGGUGGCACUAAGGUGGAGGAGAGAGAUGGAAAGGUCGCCGUAGGACCGGAAUCCGUCGGUCACAGGCUCAUCACUGAAGCGUUGGUCUUUGGUGGCAACACACUCACCACCACCGACGUCGUGGUUGCCAGCGGUCACGCAGACAUUGGCGAUGUGUCCAAAGUCAAGGAUGUCCCCAAAGAGUUGAUUACAAAAGCAAGAUAUCAGAUGAAGCGGCUGCUGGAGAACGCCGUCGACGCCAUGAAGUUGAGUGCUGAUGAUGCUGUGCUGAUCCUGGUCGGCGGAGGCAGCAUUGUGCACAUGGACGACCUGGAAGGAGUGGGCCAGAUCAUUCGGCCACCAUUCCACGACUGUGCCAAUGCCGUCGGAGCGGCCAUUGCCAAAAUCUCGGGUCAGGUCGACGUCGUCAAGGUGCUCGAAGGCCUCGACGAGGACAAGGUGGUUGAAGAAGUGUGUGCUGAGGCGAAGAAGAUUGCCAUUGAUGCCGGAGCGGAUCCCGAGUCUAUCAAAAUCGUCACCAUCGAAAACAUGCCUCUACAGUAUGUUCAAAUGCGAGCGACGAGACUUAUCAUCAGAGCUGCUGGUGUCUUGAGCCAACAAGCUCUCUUACAUCACACGCCGUCUGAAAGCACCGAAGAGCUUGACGAAAGUAGCGAAACUCCGGACGUGGUGUCCAAGACUUUGAAUUCGGAAAAGGAUCCUCGAGACUUCCUCGUCAGCCCGUCGGCGUCGGUGGACAUCCGUGACUAUAAGCCAGAAGUGGACAAGAACGGCACCUGGUGGGUCUCAGAGAUCGACUGCGAGUUCCUGGCGACGGGCUGCAGUAUUCUGGCCUGUGGAGGAGGCGGCCCGGGGUACAUGUGCUACAUGGCAGCAAGGGCGGCGAUCAAGGCCGGGCACCGUCUCCCCAUUGUCGACAUCGAGACGUUGCCCGAGGACGGAUAUGUUCUGGGCAGCAUUUCCUACGGUGCCCCGACGGUGACGCUCGAACGCAUCCCGAGUGGCACCGAGUCAGUCGAUGCGACGGAUGCGCUACUUUCGUGCCAUCCCGGCGUCAAGAUGGCCGCUCAGAUCGCGAUUGAGAUCGGCGGUAUGAACGGUAUCCGCCCACUGCUGGUGGGCAAGGACUACAACGUCCCGACCAUCGACGGCGACUACAUGGGCCGAGCAUACCCGCGGCUGUACAUCAUGACUCCGUACCUUUUCGGCAUCGCCCUUACGCCGUGCACGCAGGCCGACGGCAACGGCAACGUGGUGACGGUGCACAAGGCGGCGGACUUCCGCAAACUCGAAAAGAUCCACCGCAAGGCAGGCCACGAACUGGGGCUGUUCAGCCAGAUGGUCAUUCCUCCCAUGACCAUCAAAGACGUCAAACGGGUCGGCACUCUCGGAACCACUUCUCUGGCAUGGUACAUUGGUCGUGCCGUGUACCUGGCCCGGCAGGAGAAGACGGACAUCAUGAAAGCCAUUGUAACGAAUCCAUCAGGCCGCGUCUUAUACACGGGCAAGAUCGUGUCGGUGCACCGCUACAUCUCGGCGGCCGGGUACACGGAGGGCACGGUCAGGCUGAAGCCCAUCAGCAGCGAGGAACAGGAAUACGGCGACGCCGCCACGACGAUGACGGAGACGCGCGACAUGAUCCUCCCCUUCCAGAACGAGUAUCUGUACGCAGAGUUGGUCGCGCCCGACGCAGAAAAGGGAAGCAGAGGCGAGAUCCUGUGCACCGUUCCAGACCUGAUCUCCCUGGUUGGCACGGACGGGUAUGCUCUCGGGACGCAGGACCUGAGAUACGGCGUCAGGGUCAGCGUCGUCGCGUUUGUCGCGCAUCCGCAUUGGUAUACUCCUCAGGGAAUCACCACCGGUGGACCCAAGGAAUUCGGGUACGAUGGCCUCGACUUUAUUCCGCUGGGCUCCCCGUACUACGAGCCCAAGCGGGUCACCGAGGAGUUCCGGCCAAGGUGA
Capronia coronata CBS 617.96 is the source of this 2988-nucleotide messenger RNA. RefSeq lists its product as uncharacterized. The record is from RefSeq and is a predicted model, not a curated record. Lineage: Eukaryota; Fungi; Ascomycota; Eurotiomycetes; Chaetothyriales; Herpotrichiellaceae. Gene Ontology annotation, cellular component: cytosol. Gene Ontology annotation, biological process: glutathione metabolic process. The coding region runs from base 1 to 2988 and encodes 995 amino acids. Gene Ontology annotation, molecular function: 5-oxoprolinase (ATP-hydrolyzing) activity. The transcript is spliced from 15 exons.